Messenger RNA from Magnusiomyces paraingens, 252 nucleotides. RefSeq lists its product as uncharacterized. Gene Ontology annotation, cellular component: U2 snRNP; precatalytic spliceosome. The coding region runs from base 1 to 252 and encodes 83 amino acids. The transcript is spliced from 3 exons. Lineage: Eukaryota; Fungi; Ascomycota; Dipodascomycetes; Dipodascales; Dipodascaceae. The record is from RefSeq and is a predicted model, not a curated record. Gene Ontology annotation, biological process: mRNA splicing, via spliceosome.
AUGGCCGACAGACUACGAGAUCAACAGCAGUAUGAGCAACUGCAAAAUCGAUUUAUUGGAGUUGGAAAUCCCGAUACCACUAAACACGAGUGGCGUGCCAAUAUUCAAAGAGACAGUUUGGCAUCCUACGUGGGUCAUCCGCCUCUUUUGACAUACUUUUCAGUUGCUCUUGGAGAGCCUCAUGCGGUCACCAAGGCGCGAUUCUUGGACGUAAGUUGUAUAUAUGUGCAGAGGGAAGAAAAAAAAUUCUAA